This is a messenger RNA of Diaporthe amygdali, 1785 nucleotides long. RefSeq lists its product as uncharacterized. The record is from RefSeq and is a predicted model, not a curated record. The transcript is spliced from 4 exons. Gene Ontology annotation, biological process: positive regulation of transcription by RNA polymerase II. Gene Ontology annotation, molecular function: DNA-binding transcription factor activity; transcription cis-regulatory region binding. The coding region runs from base 1 to 1785 and encodes 594 amino acids. Gene Ontology annotation, cellular component: nucleus. NCBI's taxonomy places the organism in Eukaryota, Fungi, Ascomycota, Sordariomycetes, Diaporthales, Diaporthaceae.
AUGUACGCGUCAGGAUCUGGACUAUAUGGUGACCAGAUUAAUGCCGGAUUGGUCGAUAUGAUGGACACCUUUUUUCCCGCAGACCAAAUCACAGACAAUGACUACAGUGCUCUCCCGGUGCCUCUCGCCUCGGCCUUUCGUGGAUGGGAUUCCAUGGAGCGCACAAAUGAGUCAAAUGAGUUGCAAGACGCGUCCUGUUGCUCUGUAGAAGGGAAUCCGUCCCUAGGCUCAUUCGACCAGAUGAACUCGAGUCUACCGGGUUCACGCUCGACUCAAGACGGUGGACCGCCAACAGCCGCCGCCGCCGCCGCCGCCGGCCAAGACAAGGAUGAGCGAAGACUUCUUUGGAAUGUUUACACAUCCCAGCUUGUGCACAGCAUCACUGCUCAUCAGACAGAUAUAGCCAAUCCUCUUAUUGACUAUCUUCUGCCGCGCGCUCUGGAAAGCUCGUCAUUCCGAUCUGCAAUACUGUAUCUUGCUUUCGUAAUGCGAUCGAACCAAAGCAGUACCAAUCCUUCACAGUACAAUACGCAGACAUCGUUGGGACAGAGAAACCUUCCAGAGUCAAGCUUGGGCGCUCACCUGGAGAACGAGGCGUUGUCGGAGGCUCUGCCGAAAGCGAAUCCGCCAUUAUCAGAUAGUCAUUCUCGCGGGCCCACGGAUGCCAAUACGUCCCUCAACACCUUGGCUACUUUGGUCAUACUCUGCACCGCUUACGUAGCGUCAGGCAAUUCGCGGUCCUUGCUAGUGUGCUUGGAGCAAGCCUUUCUCCUAACAAAGAUGCUUUCGAACGACUUCUGCUCUAACGAAGAGUUUGUUUUCCUUGUCCACUAUCUUGGCUACAUACACACCAUUGCAAUGCUUAGUCCUGGAGAAUACAGGCUCAACGCCCCUGACUUUCUGACAAUUUUUUCGAAGUCCGGAAUUAAUCAGCAAGGAGACUUGUUGAAGAACGACCCCAAUGCGACCUUCACGCCCAAAAUAUCGCUUGCGAGUGGUGAUUUCAACGCAGACGCACGUAGCCAACGACUAGAAAAGCUAGCGGUCGAAAAGAUACAACGGGAAAUCCAAUCAUCUUGCUUUGGGGAUAUCACACCUACCACGGGAAUUUCAAACUCGGUCGCCAGUCUGCUAUACCAUGUUGGACGUUUGAGUCGUUUGAAGGGAGUCAUCCUCAGCAGCCAGCCAGCGAACGAAAACCAGUGGUUCUGGGGGGCCUUCGAAGCCGAUGUGGAAGGUCUUGAACUCCGGUUAGGGCAGAUGUUACGACAUAGAGACAGCCAAAGCCGGAUCCUUGAGACGUUUGUUCAGAAGCUGAAACUUCUCAGCGAUGAGCACAAAGAUAGUCAAUUACAACAGGCUAUCGACAAGACCCGGUACAACGAUGCAUUGGUUCUCUGCGUGCGGGUCAUAUUGUUGGCAAAGGUUCAAAAUAUAAACAGCCGAGAUAUAAGGAUUCCGGCCUUGACGCAACGGAUCCUCAGCCUGUGUUCUCUCAUAGAGAACGAGUCCCACACGGCUGGACUACUAGUCUUCCCAUUGUACACUGCAGGCCUGUAUACGCAUGAUCCAGACGCACGUUCGUUCAUCAAGCAGAGGCUCAAGUUGUUGUCUGGUCGUAUUGUGACCGAUACGGAGAAGCUGUCUCAGAACCUAGAGACGAGUUGGCAGAACGCAAGUGACGAGGCAGCUUACGAUCAAGAGCCUCUACUUGCUAGCAGCAAGGACAUCGAGCUGAAUGAAGCAAAUGCCUCAUGUUGCUCAGAUACAGCGCACAUGCAUUAG